Durio zibethinus is the source of this 1404-nucleotide messenger RNA. Its product is annotated as WRKY transcription factor 71-like. NCBI's taxonomy places the organism in Eukaryota, Viridiplantae, Streptophyta, Magnoliopsida, Malvales, Malvaceae. The record is from RefSeq and is a predicted model, not a curated record. Gene Ontology annotation, biological process: regulation of DNA-templated transcription. Gene Ontology annotation, molecular function: DNA-binding transcription factor activity; sequence-specific DNA binding.
CGCCAAGCACCUACUCAUAGUUAACCGGCAAAUGGCGGUCACUGCUCCAAAAAUCCAAGCUGUUCUCCAAAUUCCCAACCCAAGUCCGUUCACACUUCAAGACCCAAACACUCCCAUUCUCUCACUCUCUUUCUAUAUUCUUUGUUUGGUGAAAUGCAAGGAUAAAGCCUUUGGGUUUGCUUUCUUCUUAAAAAAUGGUGAAGAGUAUGUGAAAACUGUGGAGAAGAAGAAAGAGAAUUCCAUGGCAAAUUUGAGGUUUUCCGAUGAGAAUCAGCUAGCAGCAAGUAGUUUUGGAGGAAGCAUCUUUGACAUGGCAGCAGGGGCAUAUGAAGGUAGUGGUGGAGAUAAGCUGGGGCCUUUAGGUUUUAUGGACGUGCUUUCUAUGCAUCAAGAUUUUGUUGCUCCUUCUUUAUUCGAUUCCUUUCAGCCUCCGGUUCUUUCACCACCACCACCACUUCCAUCAAUAUCGUCUGAACUUCACCAAGAAAUAUUACAUGAACAACAACUAGCACUGUACGCUAAGCAGCUUCAAGGUCUUCCAUCACCGGCUUCCACCAUACCGGAAUCUUCAGAGGUUUUAAACAACCCGGCUACACCAAACUCUUCUUCGAUCUCUUCCUCGUCGAAUGGAGCUGAAAAUGAUGAGCAAACCAAAGCGGGGGAUGAUGAAGAACAGGAUCAGGAUCAGGAUCAAUACAAGACAAAGAAACAGUUGAAACCCAAAAAGAAGAACCAAAAAAGGCAAAGAGAGCCGAGAUUUGCGUUCAUGACUAAGAGUGAAAUCGAUCACUUAGAUGAUGGCUACAGAUGGAGAAAGUAUGGGCAGAAAGCUGUGAAAAACAGCCCUUAUCCCAGGAGCUAUUAUCGUUGCACUAGUGCUGGAUGUGGGGUGAAGAAGAGAGUUGAGAGAUCAUCCGAUGAUCCAAUGAUCGUCGUUACCACUUAUGAAGGGCAGCAUAUGCAUCCGUGUCCGAUAACGCCUAGAGGAAGCAUAGGAAUUGCCUCAGUUUCCUCUAGUUUUGGUGCUGCUUCUGCUCCAUCUUUUGUUGUUCCUCAACCUCAUUUACAUCACCAGCAACAAGUACAACCCUAUAUAUAUAACUCAUCUCCUUCUCUGCAUAUUAAUACCACUACUAGCUCUAGGUUCAAUUCCACGUUUCCUGCUUUCCUUGAAAAGAGAUGUUUUAGUCCUAAUUCAUCACCAAGAGACCAUGGACUUCUUCAGGAUAUUGUUCCAACCCAGAUGAGGAAAGAGGCAAAGGAAGAGUAGAAAUGGGUUUUAAUUAUAUGUUGCUGGCAUAUAUGUAGUUUACUAACUAAACUGAAAAGAAGGGAGGAGGGGUUAUCUUUAGAUAAAGAACCCAUUUCACCAUUUUAUAUAUACCUUUUAAUUCAGGUUAUUAU